Nerophis lumbriciformis (worm pipefish) is the source of this 774-nucleotide messenger RNA. The record is from RefSeq and is a predicted model, not a curated record. Lineage: Eukaryota; Metazoa; Chordata; Actinopteri; Syngnathiformes; Syngnathidae.
AUGUCUGGAAUUCUUCAUACAAGUGAACAAACUUUGGGACGGUGCAUGUGCAUCAUCACAGGAGCAUCAAAGGGUUUCGGACGUGCACUUGCACACCUCGUGUUAUACAAUCUCAAGCCGGGCUCAGGGCUCCUGCUGGUGGCACGCUCCAGACCUUUGCUCCAGGAGCUGAAAGAAGAACUGCUGCAAAGCCUUGAGGGCAUGCAGAACCUCACUAUUGACUAUACAGCGGUAGAUCUCAGCACCAAAGAGGGCGUGGAGAACAUCGUGGACAUGGCAAAACAGAUGAGUCUUAAAGAAUUAGACCAUGUGCUGCUUGUUAAUAAUGCUGCCUCAUUGGGGGACAUCUCCCCAUUUGAGAGCUUCACCGAGCUCAACCGGGUCAACGCCUACCUUGCUCUUAACAUCAGCUCUGUGUUGGCGCUGACCGCCGGAGUGUUGCAGGCCUUUCCGCCACGAGCCAGAUUGCGCUGGAGUGUGGUAAACUGCUCCUCAACAUUUGCGCUUCAGGCGCGGCCCUCUUGGGUGCUCUACUGCACUGCCAAAGCAGCCAGGGAGAUGAUGUUCAGGGUACUGGCAGUUGAAAAUCCCAAAGUCAAAGUGCUCAGCUACUCACCAGGGCCAAUGGACACAGAGAUGCAGAGGGAUAUUCAGAGACUGACAGGCAUCCAGUAUCACCUUCACCCAUGCAGGGAAUCUGCAACCAAGCUGAUGAGGGUUCUUUUAGACAAUGACUUUGCCACAGGAUCUCAUCUUGAUUUCUUUGAGUUGUGA